Messenger RNA from Pistacia vera, 2163 nucleotides. RefSeq names its product paired amphipathic helix protein Sin3-like 2. The coding region runs from base 448 to 1032 and encodes 194 amino acids. NCBI's taxonomy places the organism in Eukaryota, Viridiplantae, Streptophyta, Magnoliopsida, Sapindales, Anacardiaceae. Gene Ontology annotation, molecular function: transcription corepressor activity. The record is from RefSeq and is a predicted model, not a curated record. Gene Ontology annotation, biological process: negative regulation of transcription by RNA polymerase II. Gene Ontology annotation, cellular component: chromatin; histone deacetylase complex. The transcript has 5 exons.
CCGAUUCCACUGUCAAUGAGAUCACUUAGUUUGUGUAAUUAUUGUAUCAACGUUUUGGCGCUAGAACUCUACUAUUAACACUUCCUGCUAACAAUUCCAAUGACAACCAAUCACCUGAGAUUCACAAUGGUUCGUACCAGAUCUAAAACCACCGCUGGAAACCACGACAAUGCGGAAGUCGCCCACUAGGAGGUACAUUAGGAUGCUGCUGCACGCUGAUCACCAGUGCCGCCGACGUAGCAGGUCUCAAAUCAACCCGGGUAGGGACCUCGAAUCCUGAAAACGUCUGACUGAUGGAGAUGAUAAGAACGGUGGUUGCAUAGGCCGUGCCACAGAACGUGAUUGAAUUAAGAAACGAGCAACCAGCCAAUCGGGACCUCGAUCAGACACGGUUCACAGAGGUGACUCCAACGGGUUACUGAUUUACUUGGGAAGUAUCCAGAUCUUAUGGCUGAAUUCAAUCAUUUCUUCGAGCGUUGUGAGAAUAUUGAUGGAUUCCUUGCUCGCGUGAUGAGUAAAACUCUAAAUUUAAGGUGUGUUGAGCGUUUGUAUGGUGAUCAUGGUCUUGAUAUGAUGGACAUAUUGUGCAAAAAUCCAGCUCUUGCACUACCAGUUAUCUUAACUCGUCUGAAGCAUAAGCAAGAUGAAUUGACUCGGCGUUGUUCAGAUUUUAACAAGGUUUGGGCUGAAAUAUAUGCUGAAAACCAUUACAAAUCGCUUGAUCAUCGCAGUUUCUACUUCAAGCGACAAGAUUCAAAGAACUUGAGCACCAAAUCUUUGGUGGCUGAAAUUAAGGAGUUGAAAGAGAAUAAACUGGCAGAGGACAAUGUUCUUUUUGCUAUUGCUGCUGGACACCAGCAACCUGUAAUUCCACACCAGGAAUAUGUAUACUCUUACCUCAGCAUUCAUGAAGAUUUAUAUAAACUUGUUCAAUAUUCAUAUUCAUGUGAAGAGAUGUGCUCCAUCAAGGAACGGGUGAAUAAGGCAAUGAAGCGAUGGACUACCUUCUUCAACAAACUGAAAAAGAGCUAAGUUAAUAACCCCAGACGAGACUGUGUUGAUAAACCUUACUUCUUCAUCCAUGAAUGGCUCAUCUUUCAAAUCAAGCUUGGAUUUAAACCCCAGAAGAGAUGAUGAUGAUGAUGAUCUAAGAAAGAGCAAGGCAGAUGACUACAAGAUCAAGUUGCCAGCGCCAUUGUUUAGAAGAUUGUUCACGUUGAAUCUACCAGAACAGAAGCAAGCAAGCUUGGGUUGUUUAAGUGCAAUCUUGUCCGGUGCUGUGCAACCUGUUUAUUCCUUUAUCACUGGGUCUACGGUAAAUGUUUUUUUCUUAAAAGAUCACUGAUGAGAUUAAGGAGAAAGUUAGCAGUGUUCACUUCAUUGGUUAAUUUAUGCCAACAUUACAAUUUUUCUUACAUGGGUGAACGCUUAACCAAGAGGAUCAGAGAGAGGAUGCUUUAAAAGAUACUCACUUUUGAAGUUGGAUGGUUUGAUAAAGAUGAAGCAUCUAGUGGUCCUAUUUGCUCCCGACUAGCAAAAGAUGCAAAUGUAUGAGAGAACUAUUUGAAAUAUGUGACGAAUUAACUCUCUGAAUCUGUGACAGCUCCCAAAAUUUUUGGCCAAUGCUGCAACAUUUAUUGGAAGCUAUGUGGUAGGAUUCUUGAUGUCAUGGAGGUUAACCAUUGUUAUAUUUCCCACUGCUCUGCUUCUGGUGAUUCCUUGAAUGAUUUGUGGAAGAGCUGUGAUGGAUUUAGCAAGGAAGAUGGCAGCAGAGUACAACAAGGCUGGAAAAAUUGCGGAACAGGCAAUCUCUUCUAUAAGAACUGUUUAUUCAUUUGUUGGUGAAACCAAAACCAUCAACGAUUUCUCUUCGGCCCUUGAAAGCUUAGUCAAUUUGGGGGUAAAGCAAGGCUUGGCUAAAGGCUGGGCUGUUGGAAGCAACAACAUCAUUUAUGCAAUUUGGUCUUUCUUAGCUUAUUACGACGGUAGAAUGGUCAUGUGCCAUGGUGCUAAGGGAGGAACUGUCUAUGCUGUGGCCGCCGCCAUUGCUGUUGGUGGCCAGUAAGUAUUACCUUUUGACUUAACAGAAAACACGAAAAUACAAUUAAAAAGAAUAUCACACACACACACACACACACACACACACACACAUAGAUAUAUAUA